This is a messenger RNA of Camelus dromedarius (Arabian camel), 2675 nucleotides long. RefSeq names its product dual adaptor of phosphotyrosine and 3-phosphoinositides 1 (gene DAPP1). NCBI's taxonomy places the organism in Eukaryota, Metazoa, Chordata, Mammalia, Artiodactyla, Camelidae. The coding region runs from base 152 to 994 and encodes 280 amino acids. The record is from RefSeq and is a predicted model, not a curated record. The transcript is spliced from 9 exons.
CACUUCCUUGCUGGUUGGAGACCUCACAGCCCGGCUAGCCGGCUUCUCUCUCUCGCUGAGGAGGGGAGAUUGUGAGGAGCUGCAGAGCCCGACUCUCGCUGCCUCUUUCCCAGAGCACCGGGCAGGGGCCGAGCGGACGUGAGGGGCGUGAAUGGGCAGAGCAGAAUCUCUAGAAGGGAAGAUGAGCACCCAGGACCCUUCAGAUCUGUGGAGCAGGUCGGAUGGAGAAGCUGAGCUUCUCCAGGACUUGGGGUGGUACCACAGCAACCUCACGCGGCACGCGGCCGAGGCCCUUCUCCUCUCCAAUGGGUGUGACGGGAGCUACCUGCUGCGGGACAGCAAUGAAAGGACCGGGCUGUACUCUCUCUCUGUGAGAGCCAAAGACUCUGUCAAACACUUUCAUGUUGAAUACACCGGAUAUUCAUUUAAAUUUGGCUUUAAUGAAUUCUCAUCUUUGAAGGAUUUUGUCAAGCAUUUUGCAAAUCAGCCUUUGAUUGGAAGUGAGACAGGCACUCUGAUCGUCCUGAAACAUCCGUAUCCAAGAAAAGUGGAAGAACCUUCCAUUUAUGAGUCUGUCCGGGUUCACACAGCCAUGCAGACGGGAAGAACAGAAAACGACCUGGUGCCCACUGCGCCUUCGCUGGGCACCAAAGAAGGUUACCUCACCAAACAAGGCGGCCUGGUGAAGACUUGGAAAACAAGAUGGUUCACUUUGCAUAGGAAUGAGCUGAAAUACUUCAAAGACCAGAUGUCACCAGAACCAAUUCGGAUCCUAGACUUAACGGAAUGUUCAGCUGUACAAUUUGAUUAUUCACAAGAAAGGGUGAACUGUUUUUGCUUAGUAUUUCCAUUCAGGACAUUUUAUCUCUGUGCAAAGACAGGAGUAGAGGCUGAUGAGUGGAUCAAGAUAUUACGCUGGAAGUUGUCUCAAAUAAGAAAACAGCUCGACCAAAGGGAAGGCACAGUCCGAUCUCAGUCAUUCAUCUUUAAAUAGGCAGACCUUCCUCCGUGAGGGCUGCCCUGACCCAGGAGCAGGGUGGAAUGUUCCCGAGGCUGUGAGCCACAGCAGGCUUCUUCAGCUGAAAGCUGACUAAGGAUUUUUCUAUAGAAACAAAUCAAAAGCAGAUGCAGAGUCGGACAUUUCAGGACACGCCACAUUUGCGGACUCACAGAAAACUGCUGCCGGUCAAGGCGCGUCUCCCUGAGGAUGCGGACGCAUCAUGGUUCUGAGGGAGGCCGAGGCACCCGGCGCCGCGCCCGGGGGCUCACUCUCAGGACGCGCAAUGGGAGAUGAAGGCGUUUUGCUUUCCCUCAUCAUGCUCCCCGAGCUGGCCGAUGUUAUCUGCCCGGGGCCCCACUCGGCGCCCUGGUCAGCUCCUCUGACAUCCAGGUUGUGCGGUUCCCCGGGAAGGAAACAGCUCUUUGUGUGCCCGCUGAGGCUGAGACCGCUUCUUCUGAAAGUGUGCUGAGAGAAACCUCCAAGACUGGGGACAGGGAGCGGUGUUGGUUUUGUUUUUAUUCCCCUCUUUAUAUAAGAAACAAAACAAUUUCUGAAACUAAAAUGGGAAAGGUUUGCAGUGUUAAUUUUCCCUUUGCAAAAGGCUCUACAGAUAUUCUUCUUCCCUUCUAAUGAUAAGCCUGUGAGAACUUAACGUCCUCUGGACGACUAGGUAGCUUGACAAAGAUGAAGGCACAAUCUAAAAAACACCUCUUUUAGUCAUUUUAGGGGAAAUGUUUUAAAGAGUGAGAAACCAUCAGUUGAGGAAGGGUGAUAAAGUAAUAGAUAACUUUUAGUUUAAUAAUUAUUGUGAUCAUUACUAUAUCAUGUAUUAGAAUAAUAUGAUAAUAAUUAUUAAAACUGUAACAAUAACAGAGCACGUUACUCUUAAGCACUAAGUUAUCUUCAUCCAGCGCUUCCCUAACAGACUGAAAGAGACUUCUCCAGGAGAGCGUGUUGUAACAAUCCCUUCCUCAGAGUGAGUGCUAGGUACGGACCCAAGAGGAGUAAGACACACCCUGCUCGGCAAUGAUGGCCAAGUGCCCUACGCCUUAUUUCAAGAGCACCUUCUGUUGCCAACUGAGGGAGCAACACUAAGUCCACACGUGAAGUAUAAUGAUGCGUUUCUUACACCGUGUUUUCAAACUAGAAUGAGGGGACUGAAGUAGGGGGAUGAGAUAUCAGCAUCCGGAGCUCAUAAGUAGAUUCUAACCCCUCCAUUAUCUUUAUUAAUAGUGGGUUUUUUUUUUUUCAAGAUUGACUUUUGAAGGGAGAGUAAAGUGGAGGAAGAACCCAAAUAAAAUGAUCAUGAUGUAAAGCUAUGACACUGCUCUAGCGGUCCUCAUUGAAUAAGUUCCCUCUGUUAUAUAAACAGCUAGGACUCAGAAAUGACAUUACAUUUUUGGAUGUUUCAACAAGGCUUUUAAUGUCUUGUUGUAUCACAUGGAAUAAACCAAAUGUCAAGUUAAAAUGUGUUCAGUUUGCAAAGUCAGGAGUUAGAAAUCCUCACUGAAAUGUACAGUUUCGUGUAUUGUUUUCUUAGAACCAAGGGUGUUUGUGUAGGUAAUAUUGUUUUGACUUUUUGUACAAUGUCAUGUUUAUUUAUAUUCUGUGGUUGUUUAUUAAAAAGACAUGACUUUGCUGUGCCUGUAUUUUGCUAUUAAAUUAUGUUUUUUAA